AUUGUAAACAGGAAAAAGAGGCACAAGAGGAAGAAGAGGCAGGGCGUGGACUCUGUUACGGCCGUCAGCCUGUCACCACCAGCACUCCCUCGCACUCUCCCCUGCAGGCCGCCAACAUGUCCAACUCCGAGUGCAAGAAGCAGAAGACAUGUUUACAGAAGGCGACGAAUGUGACGUUUCAAGUUAACCAUGUGAGCCGGAACAAGAGGGGACAGAUUCUGGGCCAGCGAGGAGGAUUCAGAGGCUGCACAGUUUGGUUCACAGGGCUGUCUGGGGCUGGGAAAACAACAGUUAGCUUCGCCCUGGAGGAGUACCUGAUCUCGAAGGGCAUCCCAGCUUACUGUCUUGAUGGAGAUAACAUGCGCCAUGGCCUUAACAGAAACUUGGGGUUCUCUGACGAAGAUCGAGAGGAGAACAUAAGAAGAGUCUCAGAAGUGGCGAAGCUGUUUGCUGAUUCUGGCGUGGUAGCGUUAUGUUCCUUCGUCUCCCCGUUUUCUAAGGACAGACAGCAGGCAAAGAAGAUUCACAUGGAGUCUGGCCUGCCCUUCUUUGAGGUAUUCGUGGACACGCCCCUGGAGGUGUGUGAGCAGCGGGAUGUGAAGGGACUCUAUAAGAAAGCCAGGGCCGGCAUCAUUAAGGGUUUCACAGGCAUCGAUUCGCAGUACGAGAAACCAGAAACCCCUGAUGUGGUGCUCAAGACAGCCCAGUGCUCUGUCAACGAGUGUGUGGUGCAGGUGCUGGAUACCCUGGAGGAGUGGGAGGUGAUCCCAAGGUCCGCCAAUGAGGGAGUGAAGGAGCUUUUUGUGGCGGAGAACAAGCUGACCCAGGCUAAGGAGGAGGCGGAGUCCCUGCCCUCUGUAACCAUCACGACCCUUGACCUCCAAUGGCUCCAGGUUCUGUCCGAGGGAUGGGCCACGCCAUUGUCAGGAUUCAUGAGGGAACAGGAGUUUUUGCAGUCUCAACACUUCGGCUGCCUCAUGGACUCUGGCGUAUCCAACCAGUCCAUCCCCAUUGUGCUGCCAGUCACCACCGCAGACAGGGAGAGGCUGGACGGCUGCUCUGCCUUCACGCUACGUUACGCUGGCAGACCUGUUGCUAUCAUGAGAAAGCCGGAGUUUUACGAGCACCGCAAGGAGGAAAGAUGCGCCAGGCAGUUUGGCACCACUUGUCCUGACCACCCCUACAUCAAGAUGAUCAACGAAAGUGGUGAUUGGCUGGCUGGUGGUGACAUUGAGGCCCUGGAGCGAAUCAGGUGGAAUGAUGGCCUGGAUGAGUACCGGCUGACACCCCUGGAACUGCGGGCUCGGUUUAGACAAAUGAACGCUGAUGCUGUGUUUGCCUUCCAGCUGAGGAACCCCGUACACAAUGGUCAUGCUCUACUCAUGCAGGACACAAGGAGGCAGCUGCUGGAGAGAGGCUACCACAACCCAGUUCUCCUCCUUCACCCCCUUGGCGGAUGGACGAAGAGUGAUGAUGUUCCUCUCAACACCCGAAUCCAGCAACACCAUGCCGUACUGAAGGAAGGCGUACUGGAUCCCAGCUCAACCGUGCUAGCCAUCUUCCCUUCCCCGAUGAUGUACGCCGGUCCAACAGAGGUCCAGUGGCAUGCGAAGGCCAGGAUGUCAACUGGCGCUAACUUCUAUAUCGUCGGCCGCGAUCCUGCAGGCAUGCCACACCCCCUUACCAAGAAGGACCUGUACCACCCACAGCACGGAAGAAAGGUCCUCACAAUGGCCCCCGGACUGACGCAGCUGGAGAUCAUUCCGUUUAAGGUCGCGGCGUAUGACACGAAGGCUCGACGGAUGGCCUUCUAUACCCCCGAAAGGAAGCCAGAUUUUGAGUUCAUUUCUGGGACCAAAAUGAGAACGCUGGCACGUAAUGGAGAGAGCCCCCCUGAUGGUUUCAUGGCCCCAGAGGCUUGGAAGGUCCUUGCAUCCUACUACCAGAGCCUGCCCAAGGAGUGAAGAAGGUUGGACGGUUAUAGCAGUAGUAGUAGUAGUGGUAGUAGUAGUAGUAGUAGUGGCUCAGACAGGUGCUAGUGAAGAGGCUUAAAAUAUUUCGUAGUUUUAUUAAUUUUAGUACUGAUAAUGUGAAAAUAUUAGUAGGGGUGUUAGGAAAUAGUAGUAAUAGUAGUAGUAGUAGUAGUAGUUUGGGUGUUUAAAUAGCAUUAGUAGUAGUCUUGGGUAAUAGUGGUUUAGGUUCGUUAAAAUUGGACGGUUCUUGUGUACUAUCGAAGCCUGUCCAAGUAGUAAUAGUGGUAGUAGUAGUAGUAGUAGUUAAUAUAUUACAUUUUCCUAUCUUUCUUUUUCUUAUUCAAAUUCAAGGCUUUUAUUGCACUUUUUAUUUGCUUGUUUAUUUUAUUUAUUUAUUUAUUUUUUUCAUUCUCGGUUUCGUAAAAAAAUUUUCGUUUGUUUGGGCGCGAAAAAUUUCCAGUUUGCGAAUGUUUUGUGUCGUUUACGUUAAUUUUUUUGUCGUUUUCUUUGUUUAUUUUUGUUUUUGCUGCUUUAUUUCUUUCUUCCUAAUUCUGUUGGUUAUUUGAACGAUAAAAAGAUAAAAAUUCUUUAUAUAUAAUUACUUCUCUCCAUUUUUGUUUGUAUUUAAUUAUUUAUGAUUACAGUGCAAAAUGAAAUGAGUGAAAAUUUUUAUAUAAUUUUUUUCUGUUUAUUAGAGUGAUGAAUUAUGAAAAGUUAACAUUUUUAUAUAAUUUAAUGUUCUGUUUAUUUGUUUCUUAUUUAUGAUUCGAAUGCAAAAGGAAAUGACAAGUGAAAAUUUUUAUAUAAUUAAUCUUUUGUUGUUUAAUGCAGUGAUGAAUGAUGAAAAAAGUGAAGGUUUAUGUAUAAUUUGAAUGCUCAAUAAUUAACACUGAAAAUUUUUUGUAUUACUAAUUUUGUUGCUGUUUAAUACAGUGAUUAAUGGUGAAAAGUGAAGAUUUUUCUAUAGUUUCAAUGCUGAAUAAUUAAGAGAUUUUUUUUUUUCAUAUACAUAACUAAUCUUUGUUUAAAUAAUGAUGAAGAAUGAAAAGUGAAGAUUUUUUUUUUUUUAUAUAAUUUGAAUGCUGAAUAAUUAACAGUGUUUUUUUUUAUACAUAAGUAAUCUUUUUCUGUUUAGAUAAUGAUGAAGAAUGAAAAGUGAAAAAAAGAUGUGUAUAAUAACACUAUUGCUAUCUUUUGUUUUAUUUACUUAGAAUUGAAACAUGAAAUUAAAUUAUGAAGAGAUUUUUUUUAUGUAGCAAACUCUUUUCUGUUGUGUAAAUUGUGAUGAAUAAUGAAAGUGAAUAUAUAUAUAUAUAUAUAUAUAUAUAUAUAUAUAUAUAUAUAUAUAUAUAUAUAUAUAUAUAUAUAUAUAUAUAUAUAUAUAUAUAAUUACUCUUCAGCUGUUGUUUAUUUAAGUUGUUUACAGUUAUAACUCUGAAUGAUAUAAUGAAGAGGAUUUAAAUUUUUCAAAUACCUAUUUUUUUUACUUCUCUUUGUUUUCAUCAUUUAGAAUUGGAACAUUGCAAUAUGAUGAAGCAGAAUGAAGAUUUUAUAAUUCAAAUAUUUUUUUACAGAUUCAAAUAUUAUCAAAUGUUACGUCAGAAACAAAUUUCAUGCUUAUGACAUUUCUUUAUGCGUGGUUACGUUAAAAAUUUGAAUAUUAUCAACUUUUUUUGCGCUUUGCAUCUUAUUUACCUAUUUGUGCAAUAAGUAAGUUACAAAUUCAAAUAUUAUCAAAUGUUACGUCAAAAACUCAAAUUUCGCGCUUCUUGUGUCAUUUCUUUAUGCAUGAUUGUGUUCAGAAUUCAAAUAUUAUCAUUUUUUUUCACUCUUUAUGUCUUAUUUACCAAUUUGUGCAAUAAGUAAGUUAAAGAUUCAAAUAUUAACAAAUUACGUCAAAAAAAACUCAAAUUUUGUGCUUCUUACAUCAUUUUUUUAUGCAUGGUUACGUUCAUAAAUCGAAUAUUAUCAAUUUUUCACUCUUUACAUCUUAUUUAUCUAUGUGAGCAUUGAAUAAGUUGCAAAUUUAAAUAUUACCAAAUUUUACAUUAAAAAAACUAUUUCUUUAAGUAUGGUUACCUUCAAAAUUCGAAUAUUAUAAAUUUUUCAUUCUUUACAUCAUAUUUAUCUAUGUGAGCAUUGAAUAAGUUGCAAAUUUAAAUAUUACCAAAUUUUACAUUAAAAAAAACAAUUUCUUUAAGUAUGGUUACGUUCAAAAUUCGAAUAUUAUCAAUUUUUCACUCUUUACGUCUUAUUUACCUAGUGAGCAUUGAAUAAGUUACGAAUUCAAAUAUUAUGAAAUGUUACACAAUUAACUAAAUUUUUGGGCUUCUUGUGUUCAUUUUUAAAUACAUUGUUACGUUAAUAAUCCUAGUAUUGUCAGUUUAUAUGCUCUUUACAUUUCUAUUUCCGUACGUUUGCUGUGUUUAAGUUACAUAUUCCAGUGUUGCCUGGUUUUACGCUCUUUACGUCUUGUGUUCCAGUGUUGCCAACUUUCCACUCUUCAAGUCUUUAUUUUCAGCACAAGCAAUUAUUAAGUUACGUAUUGCAGUGUUGCCAAUUUUUAUGCUUUUUACCUCUUAGUUUCUUGACACGCAAUGAUUAAGUUAGGUAUUCCAGUGUUGCCAACUUUCAGCUCUACAUCUUUACUAUCUUAUGCGAACAAUAAUUAAGUUAAGUAUUUCAGUAUUGCCAAUUUUUACGUUCGAGUCUUUACUUCCAUACGUAAACGAAGACUGACUUACGUAUUCCAGUGUUUGUAACUCCGGGAACAUUGCACUGAUUCCAGAUAGCUGCCAGUAGCCUUCAUUUAAUCUUUCAUAGUCAAGAUUAAGUCAGUGGUUGGUAAAGCAAUGAUUGUAUGUACUCGUAUGUAUGUGUGUUUGUGUUUUUUUUUAUUCAUUCAUUUGCUUAUUUAUUUUUUUCAUUAUUUUGCUUCGGGGAUUUUAAAGGACUAGUUUGUGUUCAGUAUUAGCGGAAAGGAAUGAAAUUUUCUCUCAUUUUUCUGUUUUAUAUAAGAGAGACACCUGUUUUAGAGACACAGACUUAGAAAAGAGAAUAUUAACGCCCAUUGAGGUGUCAGUCCCUAAUGAGAGUCAAAACUAUUAUCUAAAAUAUGAGGAUAAGUGUGUUGAAGCCUCCCUCAUGAAAGAGUUCAAGUCACAGGCAGGAGGAAAUACAGAAGCAGGCAGGGAGUUCAGUAUUAUAUUGAAAGGGAUGAAUGGUUGAGAAUACUGGUUAACUCUUGCAUUAGGGAGGUGGACAGAAAAGUGGUGAGAGAUUGAGAAUACUAGUUAACUCUUGCAUUAGGGAGGUGGACAGAAUAGUGGUGAAAGAUUAAGAAUACUGGUUAACUCUUGCUUUAGGGAGGUGUAUAGAAUAGUGGUGAAUAAUUGAGAAUACUGGUUAACUCUUGUAUUAGGGAGGUGGGCAGAAUAGUGGUGAAAGAUUAAGAAUACUGGUUAACUCUUGCAUUAGGGAGGUGGACAGAAUAGUGGUGAAAGAUUAAGAACACUGGUUAACUCUUGCAUUAGGGAGAUGGACAGAAUAGCAGUGAGAGAAAGUAAUAAGUUGUAUAUUUGAUAUGAUUUAUUUUAUUUUUUUUCAUUUUCAUUUUUUUUCAUUUUUUCUGAUUUUUCUUUGUUUUUUUUUUAUAUGUGGAAGUGUGAGACAGACAGACAGACAGACAAAUGAAAGAUUAUUAUUCACUCACAGUUUGUUUGAAUUAUAGUUUAUACAGAUUUAUUUAUAAUUUCUUAGUCAGUUGCAUAGUUCAUUUGUUCUAUUCAAUUGUUUCAUCAAGUGUUGUUUUCUUGUUGAUUAUUUUUAUUUAUUUAUUUAUUUUUUCAUUCUUUUAUUUAUUACUUUUUUUAAUAAGUCAUACGUAGUUGAAAUGCAGAGGAUGUUAAUUGUAAAGUGUUCAGGUGUUCAGUUCUAUUUAUCGGUGAAGUACAUCAGUGACGAAAUAUUUGACUGUCAACAUCUCGUCCAUAAAUUAAUAAUAAUGUGUAAUAAUUUAUAAACAAACUAGAAAUAUAAAUGACGAAAACAACACGUCCAA
This is a messenger RNA of Scylla paramamosain (green mud crab), 6033 nucleotides long. It is a transcript of the gene Papss, whose product is annotated as bifunctional 3'-phosphoadenosine 5'-phosphosulfate synthase-like. The transcript is spliced from 11 exons. The record is from RefSeq and is a predicted model, not a curated record. Gene Ontology annotation, molecular function: sulfate adenylyltransferase (ATP) activity; ATP binding; adenylylsulfate kinase activity. Lineage: Eukaryota; Metazoa; Arthropoda; Malacostraca; Decapoda; Portunidae. The coding region runs from base 117 to 1964 and encodes 615 amino acids. Gene Ontology annotation, biological process: 3'-phosphoadenosine 5'-phosphosulfate biosynthetic process; sulfate assimilation.